CUGGUUGACUUUAGCAAAUGAUCAUUAAGUAGGGGAUCUCGAUGAAGAUGCUCCCAUUGAACCAAGGGUAGGUGUUUAGUGUAAACCUAGCACAUGCACCAACUGGCGCGCACCUUCACACCCGACAGCACGGGAGAGCAACGGAACUAGCCGAAAUGCGGAUCCCUGUUCAGCCAUCCCUGCUAUUCUUUUGGCGGCAGCUUUCUAGAUUUUGGGGAUGCCUGCCGCUGAACAGUGCCUGCGACAAUCAAUCCACGACAUCUCAGCCAAACUCCAACUUCCUUCGCGAUUCCGUGCCUUCGGUAUUUGACGAUACCCCCGGCGAAUCCAAAUUACAUAACCGCCAAAGAAUGCGCUAAGUGAAACCUAAGCCGCCCGAAAUAAUCGAGGGAAUCGACAGCGAAAGCCAACGCGUGCGCCGGGCAGCCAGCCGCCAUCAUGUCGUCUUUUGGCCCCUCGUCCUUCUUGCUCGACGAUUACUUGGAGAAGCUGCCAGGCGCAACGUUUCGAAAGCUGUACCAGCAGCCAUCCACCGCCUUUGCUAUCUUUCGGCGCAUGCUUCCACCUUUAGCAAAGGUAUAUGUUCAGGCCCUGCUGUACAGUCCGACCCCCCUUACGACAAAUGAUAUCGAGCUCUGGACGCGACCAGAAGGCAAAGGCACGAGCAAUAGAGCGAUCGCGAGGCUGCGCUCACUACACAUCGCCCAGUUAUCACAGUCGACCAGGGCCAAGAAAGCACAAGAUAUUCAACUCACAGCCAACUUCAAAAAAUCUCUACGACUCGCCCUCGAGGGUGGCGGAUCACACAACAGCUUCGGCGUACCAAGCACAUUACCUACCGACCCAAUGAUACACGUCCAAUAUCUCGACCACUGGGCCGGGAGAAUAUGGCAAGACAUUCUUUACUACGUCGUCAACAGCGUCCCCAUGAAAGCCAACGAAUCCGGCGGCCGACACGGCUCCGGAGGCGGCGGCCCAAAACGAGCAGUCCGCGAACUCCUCAAAAUGGGCGGUCUCGUCCGCGAAGGCGCCGGCGGUCUCGUCCAAAUCAGCGAGCAUGGCUUCAACUUCCUCCUCCAAGAAGCCAACGCCCAAGUCUGGACCCUCCUCCUCCUCUGGCUCGAAGCCGCCGACCGCAACAAAGCCCUCGCCAAAGAGCAAGGCACCGACAUAACAGGAACAGCUAUCGACAAUGUCGAAAUGCUCUCCUUUCUCUUCAUGCUCGCCUCCCUCGAGCUCGGCCGCGCAUACGACACUUCUGCUUUGACCGAAACCCGAAAGAACAUGCUCCCCGCGCUGGCUGACUUUGGCCUGAUAUACAUCGACCGUGAUAGACCACAGCAAUACUACCCGACCCGAUUAGCCACCACUCUUACCUCCUUAUCAACCAUGAGGUCAGUAUCAGCCAGCAUUGAUGCCGCCACGAAGAAAACCCCCGGUGACGCGGGCAGUCUGGGAGCAGACUCCACCCCAACAGCACCGGCGGAUGAAAACGGCGGGAUUGUAGUUGAAACAAACUAUCGUAUCUAUGCUUACACCUCCUCCCCUUUGCAAAUCGCCAUCCUCAAGCUGUUCUGCCGGCUACACAUGCGGUUUCCAAACAUGGUCACCGCCAGAUUGACGAGAGAAUCAGUCCAGGAAGCCAUCAAGGAAGGGAUCACGGCGAACCAAAUCAUUGACUACCUUGUCGCGCAUGCACACCCACAAAUGAGGCGCGCCGCCGCGGCGAAGGGCACGACGGUAAUCCCGCCGACGGUGAUGGAUCAGAUCCGACUGUGGCAGCUGGAGAGUCAGAGGAUGCAAAAGACGCCAGGGUUCCAGUUCAAAGACUUCGAGAGUGUGGAGGAGUACAGGCAGCUGGCGGAGUACGCGACCGAGAUAGGGGUCUUGGUUUGGAAGGAUGAUCGGAAGGGCACGUUUUUCGUCAGCAAGGUGGAGCAGAUUAGGGAAUUCUUGAAGGCAAGGAAGAAGGGGAAUUAGGAAACGACCCUACAAGGGAACGUGCUUUUCUGGGAUUCAGAGUAACACGGCUAAUGAUCAUUGUUGAGCGAAAAGUUCUAGCACAACGGUUUUUUCUCACCGGGAAACCAGAAUCAAGCUGAGAUAAAACAUUGGCCCAAACUAACUUCCUCGCAUUAACCUAGCAAAAAUGCUACCUCCA
Molecule: messenger RNA, 2161 nt
Organism: Podospora bellae-mahoneyi
Lineage: Eukaryota; Fungi; Ascomycota; Sordariomycetes; Sordariales; Podosporaceae
Gene: TFB2
Product: RNA polymerase II transcription factor B 52 kDa subunit
Exons: 2
Coding region: 439-1980 (513 amino acids)
Biological process (GO): nucleotide-excision repair
Cellular component (GO): transcription factor TFIIH core complex; transcription factor TFIIH holo complex
Molecular function (GO): ATPase activator activity; double-stranded DNA binding
Source: RefSeq, a predicted model, not a curated record